UCCAUACUGAAAUUAAUUAGUUACGAGAUGACUUUUUUAAAAUUUGUUAUUUUAGUUUCUUUGAUUUUAACGAUUCAGUCUCAGAAAACUAAAAUUAUUCGAAAAAACAUUUUUCUUGCUCGACAAAAACGUUAUUUAACUUUUCCCGAACGCAGCAACUUUGUGAUAAGUAUGACUCUCGGUAAACCUUUUAUGAUGACUCAACCUAAAGGCUUUGUGCUUUGUCUGGAAUGCGAUGUUCCUUUUCCUUUACCGAGUGAUACAAGAUUGCAUAAAAGUUUCAAAAGAAAUCAUUACAUUCAGAAGAGGGAACUUUUAGCAAGUUUUGAAAGCGCUUUUGAUAAAUACGAUUUAAAUGGUAAUGCUUGCGUAAAAAGAAUGAUAUGCAAUUUUUAGCGAGCCAGAAAUUCGGACUAGACCUUGCAACAUGUCCACUUUUUCCAAUUGCACAAUUUCCGUAAUGAAAUAUAUUUUAGGCAGUUUCAAAUUUGAAUAAAUUUUGUGUUAGGCAAC
Messenger RNA from Tribolium madens (black flour beetle), 513 nucleotides. RefSeq lists its product as uncharacterized. NCBI's taxonomy places the organism in Eukaryota, Metazoa, Arthropoda, Insecta, Coleoptera, Tenebrionidae. The record is from RefSeq and is a predicted model, not a curated record. The transcript has 4 exons. Bases 28 to 396 code for a protein of 122 amino acids.